GCCUACAUGGGGAGCAAAGGUUUUACUGUUGCAGUUCUGGUUAGUGUGUAGCUAUCAUUUGCAGCAUAAUGGGGCUGCUGAAGUGCCUGUUUGGCGUUGUGCUCGUUGCUCUUUCGGCUCAUGAUGUUGCUGCCCAGCAUCAGUGGCUGAUGCCUCAACAGAGACCACAGUCGCCUCUACCUCCACAGCGGCCACAGCAACAGCCAAAGGUGCCUCUGCCUCAAACUCCCUUUGAGAAAUGCCAGGUGGAGGAGGGUGAGAAGAUCCAUUGUGGAGCCCCUGAUAUCACAGCCGAACAGUGUGAAACCAUCAACUGCUGCUUCGAUGGGCAACGGUGCCACUACGGGAAAGCAGUGACUGUGCAGUGUACCAGAGAUGGUCAGUUUGUGGUGGUGGUGGCUAGAGACGCCACUCUGCCCCACAUAGAUGUGGAUUCAAUCAGCCUGCUAGAAACAAAUGAUGCCUCCUGCAGCCCAGUUGGCACAACCUCCGCCUUCGCCAUCUUCCAGUUCCCCGUCACUGCAUGUGGUACUACAAUGACGGAAGAAAAUGGUUUUGUGGUGUAUGAGAACCACAUGUCUUCUUCAUAUGAAGUUGGAAUUGGGCCCAGAGGAUCAAUCACUAGGGAUAGCCAUUUUGAGCUGCUGUUCCAGUGUCGGUACACUGGCACAUCUGUGGAGGCUCUUGUGAUUGAGGUAAAUGAUGUUCCUCCACCUGUGCCUGUGGCUGCUCCAGGACCCCUUAGAGUAGAGCUCAGAUUAGCCAAUGGACAGUGCCAUGCCAAGGGAUGUGUGGAGGAGGAAGCUGCAUAUAGCUCCUACUACACUGCAGCAGACUACCCAGUCGCUAAGGUGCUGAGGGAACCCGUAUAUGUUGAGGUGCGCAUCCUGGAGAGGACAGACUCAAACAUUAUUCUGACUCUGGAGCACUGCUGGGCCACCUCCAGUCCCAGUCCUGACAGCAUGCCACAGUGGGACAUUCUGGUUGAUGGGUGUCCCUACCAGGAUGACCGUUAUCUGACCAGAGUGAUCCCAGUGGAUGGCUCCUCUGGGCUUCCGUACCCAAUGCACUAUAAGCGUUUUGUUGUGAAGAUGUUCACUUUUGUGCAUCAAGAAACGUUCGCUCCACAAAAGGACACGGUGUUCAUCCACUGUGCUACAGCAGUUUGUCAUCCAAGCAGCACAGAUUCAUGUGAACGGCAAUGCCACAGGAAACGGAGAGCUGCAGUGCAGAAAGCUUCCUCUGGCCAUAGGGUGCUAGUGUCAAGCGGCGAGGUGAUCCUGGCUGCCCAAAGGCCUUUCCCUGCCAACAACAGAGGUGACAUGAUCUCUGCUACAAAGAGGAAAUCCAAGAGAUGACGACAAUCCACUGGCAGCUUUAUCUGACUUUUAAAUAAAUUCUUGAUAAAACAUGA
This is a messenger RNA of Myripristis murdjan (pinecone soldierfish), 1414 nucleotides long. RefSeq names its product zona pellucida sperm-binding protein 4-like. Bases 69 to 1358 code for a protein of 429 amino acids. NCBI's taxonomy places the organism in Eukaryota, Metazoa, Chordata, Actinopteri, Holocentriformes, Holocentridae. Gene Ontology annotation, molecular function: acrosin binding; structural constituent of egg coat. Gene Ontology annotation, biological process: prevention of polyspermy; binding of sperm to zona pellucida. The transcript has 8 exons. Gene Ontology annotation, cellular component: egg coat. The record is from RefSeq and is a predicted model, not a curated record.